Magnolia sinica is the source of this 2840-nucleotide messenger RNA. RefSeq lists its product as uncharacterized. The transcript has 2 exons. Lineage: Eukaryota; Viridiplantae; Streptophyta; Magnoliopsida; Magnoliales; Magnoliaceae. The coding region runs from base 763 to 2049 and encodes 428 amino acids. The record is from RefSeq and is a predicted model, not a curated record.
GAUAAUGAGGCGGAUGGGUCCUGGUGGGUCCUACGUUUCCCUCAGUGGAGCAAAUCCUUCUCUCACUGCAAGCUGCAUUGUCAAGCAAAGCGACCCCAAAAUAUCCCAAAUUCUCCCAUCCCUCUUUAAAUAAAACAAACAAAGAAAAAGAAAAAGAAAAGAACACACCGCGCAGCAUCAUCACCAUCAUCACCUAUCUCUCUCUCUUUCCUUCCAAUCUCACCUACCCCAUAUGCACAGCAUCCUCCUUCAACAGUAAGUCUCUUUUCUUCUUCUUCUUUCUCUCUUGUCUUAGCCUAGACUUCUUGAUUUUUCGAUUUCUUGAAGAACCUGUAUCUGCAAAAGUUCAUAUAUGCACAGCUUCAUCCUUCGACAGUAAUUGUCCUUCUUUUUUUUUUUUACCUUCUUCUUUCUCCCUGUUAGUAGUCUAGAUUUCUUGAUUUUUGUGUCUGUUGAAGAACCCAUAUCAGCAAAAAUUCAUACAGACAAGGAGAUCCUGGAUGCACACUCCUUCAGUAGUAAAUCUCUUAUUCCUUCUUCUUUCCUUAUGUUCUUAGUCUAGAUUUCUUGAUUUUUGUCUUUGUUGAAGAACCCAUAACAGAAAAAAAUUCAUAUAGACAAGGAGAUCCUAGAUGUACAGACGACUCCUUCAUCAGUAAGUCUCGUACUUGGUCUAGAUUUCUUGAUUUUUGUGUUUGUUGAAGAACCCAUAUCAGCAACGGUUCAUAUAGAAAGAGAAAGAGGGUUUUCACUUGAAUUCCUAUGGAUUCCUUCAAUGAAGCAUCUCGGUUCUGUUACAACCCCAACUCCGAAACAAUGGCAGAUGCAGAUGGAGAUGGAUUCUCGGGCCUUCUCGACAUCUACGUCCACCAUGCCCGAAACAUAAACAACAUCUGCAUCUAUGAGAACCAAGAUGUGUAUGCCAAGUUCUCCCUUACCUGCAACCCUGAUGAGGCACUCUCAACCCGGAUCGUGAAUGGCGGUGGCAAGAACCCCGAGUUCAACGAGAACCUCAGGAUCAAGAUAACCCAGAUUGACGCCGUCCUCAAAUGCGAGAUUUGGAUGCUUAGUAGGGCUAGGAAUUAUUUGGAGGAUCAGCUAUUGGGGUUUACUUUGGUACCACUGUCGUCGGUGGCAGGGAAGGGCAAGAUGACCCAAGAUUUCACGCUCUCUUCAACCGAUCUCUUCCAUUCGCCCGCCGGGACUGUCCAGCUAACCCUGUCCCUCAACCCGUCGCCCAAGACCUUCUCCGAUCCAGUUAAUUCUUCCAUCAGCUCGGAGGUCGUGCUGCUGGAUCGCAAGCCGUCGGAUGCUGUGGACCCAGACGAGUAUGAGAGGUUAGAAUUUCCCGACAUCAGCAUUGUGAGGGAGAACCAGCAGAUGGUCUCUGAGUAUUUCGACAUGGCAGGGCACAGCUCCACCUAUAGGCACGCGCUGGUGGGGCCUGCACAAUUCCUCCAUCUUGGAGCUUCUUCGCAUUCUGUCGAUGACUAUGACAUGACCACAAACUCUCCAAACGGCAGCAACCAGAAUUCUGGGGUCUUCAGCUCCACUACUACAAGCCUAAGUGAUGACAGAAUCUCGAUCGACUCAAAGAAUCAUGCAGCCGGAGAAUCUUCAAAUUCUCAAGCAGCAUCAAUUUCUGCUGAGGCCCACCAGAGCUCUGGGACCUCCCCUGACACCCCAACUUCGAAGAAUGGGAGCACUGCAAGGGACAAUAAGGAGUCUGAAUUCUCAAGCAAGGAAGAGGAGAGUGCCAAAGAAGGUAGUCUUGGUUCGGUCGAAUUGGGUCCGGUGUUUACAGCCCCACUAGGGAAUAUCAACAUGGAGGCUGAGCAGACUGCAAUGCAGCAGCAAAUAGUUGAUAUGUAUAUGCGAAGCAUGCAGCAGUUUACAGAGUCAUUGGCGAAGAUGAAGCUCCCAAUGGAUCUUGAUAAACCGGAAUCUGAUAAUGGCGGAGACGUUAUUCAGAUCCAUAACAAGAAGUUGGAGCCGGAGAAGAAGAAGGAUGGGUCAAGGGUAUUUUAUGGUAGCCGUGCUUUUUUCUGACUAUCAAUGCCACAAAAUUCACAGAGCCUGUGGCAGUGGUGGGGCUGAAGCUCAGUAGUCUACAAUAACUUGGCUGUACUUUGGUAGAUGGUGAGUAUAUUUAUAUCAGGAGAAAUGCUAGCAUGCAGCUUGCAUCAUAGGAAUCCAAAUCCAGCUUCCUCAGGGUGCACUUCGCAAGUUCGUUUCAUGAGUGGGACAAUUCACCAGCUGGGCCACUAUGUGGAUGGCCUAUAGUUUUGUUGGUUGAAUCCGGACCAUUGUUCCGAUUGUUACUUUUGCAGGCCACUCCGAUCAGAUGGCUACCAGAGUCUGAUUUUCUUUUUUUGGCGUGGAUGCCCACAAAAUCAACAAUGCCGAGCACUGGGUGUGUUCUUCAUUAUACCAUGAGGAAAGCUCUACGUACCACUUCCAUGACGCAAGCUGCAUGUUAACAUCUCUCAUAUAACAUAGAUUUUUCAAACACAGCAUAUUUAACUUCUUCCUUCGAUGGCUGUGGUAAUUUAUCUCCUUGCAUCCGUGGUUCAAAGCAAUGGAGUUGUAUGUUUUUUUACUUUGUUAUGUGUUUGGUUGCUGUAGCUGCCUCCUUCACUCUCAAAUGUUCAGAUCUCUGGUGGUAUGUUCUGUCGUAACUGUUUGUAGUUGUAGUUAGCUCUGCAACUUGUAUGUUUUCAGAUAUUUAAUAAUCUGUUUCUUCUUUGUAACUGUUUCUAAUUGUACUCAGAAGGUUUCUUCUCGUAAUACCCUCUGCAAAUGAUUUAUGUCAAUUAUCUAUGUUGUGGCAGUAAUGUUAA